Daucus carota subsp. sativus is the source of this 1855-nucleotide messenger RNA. Its product is annotated as endoglucanase 11. Gene Ontology annotation, biological process: carbohydrate metabolic process. Gene Ontology annotation, molecular function: hydrolase activity, hydrolyzing O-glycosyl compounds. Lineage: Eukaryota; Viridiplantae; Streptophyta; Magnoliopsida; Apiales; Apiaceae. The transcript is spliced from 5 exons. Bases 138 to 1682 code for a protein of 514 amino acids. The record is from RefSeq and is a predicted model, not a curated record.
UACAAAUACCUGGAACCUAUUUCCAUUAGUGAAAAAUUGCCAUGUUUUCAAAAUCUAUAAUUAAAUCCACGUGCUACAAUAUGUAUAUAUAGAGCAAGACAGGGAGCAAUGGAGAACUCAAGUGAACAGCAAAAAAUAUGGCAACUAGAAAUCUUUUUCCUACAUAUCACUCUACUCUACUUCUUCAACGUUGCCUUGCUUCUCUAUUGUGUUUCUAUGCCGUAACUAAUCACCAAAGCGAUGCUUUUGACUACAGGGAUGCUCUCUCGAAAAGCAUUCUCUAUUUUGAAGGCCAGAGGUCCGGUUAUUUACCUCCAGAUCAAAGAGUUACUUGGCAUCAUCACUCUGGCCUCUCUGAUGGUUUCCGACAAGGAGUGGACUUGGUAGGAGGAUACUAUGACGCUGGUGAUAAUGUGAAGUUUGGCCUUCCGAUGGCGUUUACCAUAACACUGCUUUCAUGGAGUGUUAUUGAAUACGGAAAACAGAUAUCAGAUGCCGGAGAAUAUCACCAUGCACUUGAAGCAAUCAAGUGGGGUACUGAUUACUUCCUCAAGUCCCAUACCGAGCCAAAUGUCCUUUGGGGUCAGGUGGGAGACGGGCGAAGUGAUCACGGCUGUUGGCAGAGACCAGAGGAUAUGACGACAGAGAGAGAUGCUUACAAGAUCGAUGAAAAACACCCAGGCUCCGAUCUUGCAGGAGAAACGGCUGCAGCACUGGCAGCUUCAUCAAUUGUGUUUAGGGGAGCAAAUCCAUACUACUCUAACAUUCUUCUGCACCAUGCAAAAGAGUUGUUUGAGUUUGCUGAUAAAUUUAGAGGAAAGUAUGAUGACAGUAUUGAGGUGGUGAAAGGUUACUAUCCCUCCUUGAGCGGUUACAAGGAUGAGUUGUUGUGGGCAGCCUUGUGGUUACACAAGGCCACAGGUGAAGUGGAUUACUACAAUUACGUUUUAGAAAAUGCUCAUUCUUUUGGUGGGAUAGGUUGGGAAAUGACGGAAUUCAGCUGGGAUGUCAAGUAUGCGGGAGUUCAAGUUAUGGCUUCAAUGUUGCUUAAGGAGACUUUGCCUCAAGAGCAGAAGCAAAUACUCCAUCAGUACCACUCAAAAGCAAAGCACUUCAUUUGUGCAUGCCUAAACAAAAACAAAGAAAAAAACCUAACACGCACCCCAGGUGGCCUCAUGUUCAUCCGCCCAUGGAAUAACUUGCAAUACGUUACCACCGCAACAUUCCUACUCACAGUUUACUCUGAUCAUCUUAAGCUCACCAAUCAAGAGCUCAGUUGCUACCGAGAUUCAGUUGGUCCUGACGAGAUGGCUUCAUUUGCAAAAUCGCAGGUUGAUUACAUCUUGGGAUCUAAUCCUAUGAGAAAGAGCUACUUGGUUGGGUACGGUCCAGUUUAUCCAGAGAGGGUGCACCAUAGGGGUGCCUCAACUGUAUCAUACAAAGUGAACACCAGUUUCAUUGGGUGCAUAGAAGGAUAUCAUAGUUGGUAUGGACAUCAAGCCCCAAACCCGAAUGUUCUAAUAGGAGCGGUUGUUGGUGGACCAGACAAAAAUGACAGGUUUGAAGAUCGAAGGGGCAAUUUCAUGCAAUCAGAGGCUUGCACAUAUAACACAGCUCCUCUAGUUGGAGUCUUCGCAAAAUUGUACGGGUCUGAGAAGAACUCUAUGAUUUUUGACUCCUAGAGUUCUGCUUGUGAUUUAUUUUUGGCUUCCUAGGACUGGUUUUUGUCUAUGGACGUACCAGUUCAAUCUUCCACUACUAUGUAAAUGAAAUUUAUGGUGUUAUACAAACAUCAAUUUCAUUUUCCACUCCUAUGUACAAAAUAUCUAAUAAACACAGAUUGUCGAACGGAGGA